CUUAAAAGAAGGCAGGCGCCUACAUCGUAAUUUUCUUGUUUGACGUGCUUUCCUCGAUCGACUCUACUCUGCUAUAUUCUCCUAUCCUUUCUCUAUCAUCCUGCCAAUUCCUUCUUUCUUGCGUUGAAGCUAUACGUUCCUAUAUAUUGGUGUAUAUAUAAGUGUCCACGCCUACUAGGCGCAUCCUCUGAUACUUACCCGUCACCCACCGUCACCACCGCCCCUCCAACCGCCGCAAUGGCUCUUCCCCUCGCCUUCCUGGGCAUAAUCUACCUCCUCGUCUCCUACGUUGGCUACCUCGUUCUCCAAUCCAUCCUCACCAAGCGCCACAAUGCCCGCCGCGCGCGCGAGCUCAAGUGCCUCGACCCGCCCGCCCUGCCGUCUACGCGCAUCCUCGGUAUCGACCAUCUCAAGACCGCCCUAGCAGCCGACAAGAACAAGGAGUUCCCCGUCGAGUUGGGACGGCGUCAGGACCAGGUUGGCGCACCGACGUUCACGUAUUCGACGAUGGGGUCGACGAUGAUUUUCACUUCUGACGAGAAGAACAUCCAAGCCAUCCUCGCGACACAGUUCAAGGACUUCGUCAUCGGCCACAAGCGCCGCCGCAACUUCUUCCCCCUCCUUGGCAAUGGCAUCUUCACACAGGACGGCGCAGGCUGGGAGCACUCUCGCACGAUGAUGCGCCCCCAGUUCGCGCGCGACCAAGUCUCCGAUCUCGACCUCGAGGAACAGCACGUACAGAACCUUAUGCGCGCCAUCGUGCCCAACGCCAACGGAUGGACAGAUACUAUCGACCUGCAAGUCCUCUUCUUCCGCCUCACACUCGACUCCGCGACUGAGUUCCUCUUCGGCGAGUCCGUGGACAGCCAGCUCGUUGGACUGCCAGGAUACGUAAAGGACAGCUCGCGCGACGAGAGCCAGGACGAGGAAGUCUUCGCCGCGGCCUUCGACAAGGGACAGAGCGUCCUGGCUACGCGCUCGCGCAUGCAGGGACUCUACUGGCUAUACAACCCCAGUGACUUCAAGAAGUCGUGCACAGACUGCCACGCCUUCAUCGACCACUUCGUUCGCCUCGCUCUGUCCAAGGAUCUCCCCAGCGCUGCUGAGAAGUCCGCCCCCGCCGACGCUGAGAAGGGGAAGAAGGAGAAAUACGUCUUCCUCGAGGCUCUCGCCGCUGAGACACGCGACCCGAUUGAGCUGCGCUCGCAGAUGCUGAAUAUUCUCCUCGCUGGACGUGAUACCACCGCCUCGCUGAUCGGAUGGGUGUUCUACUCUCUCGCGCGCGACCCGGUGCGCUACGCUAAGCUGCGCAACAUCAUCCUCGAGGAGUUCGGGACCUACAGCCAGCCGCGCGACAUCACCUUCGCGCGCCUAAAGUCGUGCCAGUACCUGCAGUACGUGAACAACGAGGCGCUCCGUCUUUACCCCGUCGUGCCGGUGAACUCGCGCACGGCGAACAAGGAUACCACGCUUCCCCGUGGAGGGGGACCGGAUGGGAAGAGCCCGAUUUUCAUUCCGAAGGGGAGAGCGUGCGAUUACAGCGUGUUCGUGAUGCAUAGGCGUAAGGAUCUUUGGGGAGCGGAUGCGGAUGAGUUUAUUCCUGAGAGGUGGGAGAAGAGGAGGGUUGGGUGGGAUUUCUUGCCGUUCAACGGCGGCCCACGCAUCUGUAUCGGUCAGCAAUUCGCGCUCACCGAGGCGUCGUACGUGAUCGUGCGUCUGCUGCAGCGCUUCGACGCGGUGGAGAACCAGGACUUCAGCGGCAAGGCGCUGCAUAACCUGACGCUCACGAGCUGUAGCGGGACGGGGGUGGUGGUUAAGCUGCAUGCUGCGGAGGAGUAGGUGGUGAAUAGGG
This is a messenger RNA of Pseudogymnoascus verrucosus, 1852 nucleotides long. RefSeq lists its product as uncharacterized. Gene Ontology annotation, molecular function: heme binding; oxidoreductase activity, acting on paired donors, with incorporation or reduction of molecular oxygen, reduced flavin or flavoprotein as one donor, and incorporation of one atom of oxygen; iron ion binding. The coding region runs from base 238 to 1839 and encodes 533 amino acids. The record is from RefSeq and is a predicted model, not a curated record. The transcript is spliced from 3 exons. NCBI's taxonomy places the organism in Eukaryota, Fungi, Ascomycota, Leotiomycetes, Thelebolales, Thelebolaceae.